CCGGGGUCGCAAUCGCAGGCUUGGCGGCUGUGCGGCUCCAAAGCAGGCGCGUACAACCACCCAUUCCCUCCGCAGCGCAACAAUGCCGCAAUCCUGCAAAGACAUCCGAGCCGCCCUAGCCUUCUGCCUGCAGAACAGCGACUGCAUCAUGGUCGAGCGCCACUCGCCGGGCGACUGCUUGCGGCCGCCGCUGAAAUACACGCUCCCGACGCAGUGUCUGCAGCUGCAGAAGGGCUAUGCCGAGUGCAAAAAGGGCCAGAUCGAUAUGCGCAAGCGGUUUCGCGGGAACCGCCCCAUUGCCGUGCAGGGCCAGCUCGAGACGGGCGCGUUUGGCAAGGGCAGGGCUGAGGCGGACGAGAAGUCCGGCACGAUUGAGGAGAAGGGGUAUAUGCUGUAUGCGGGCAGGCCGUACAAGGACGUCAAGGAGACCAAGGGCGAUGAGGACCCGGAGGGGAAGGGGCUGGAGAGGUGAUGUCCAGUGUACAAAAAUUUAUGUUGCAUCAACGGCGUUAGGGACGGACAUGUGAGGUCAACUCCUCUCUGUAUGAACACCCAUGUAAAACACGUACGAGAAUACCCAGUCAAUUGCUAUGACGAGCUGCGAGCUAGAGAAUGGCCCCAACAGCCUGGAAGAUCAGGUACCCAUGUAAAGCACACCUCCUCGCGACAUACUGGCCA
This is a messenger RNA of Boeremia exigua, 678 nucleotides long. Its product is annotated as cytochrome c oxidase assembly protein PET191-domain-containing protein. The transcript has 2 exons. Gene Ontology annotation, biological process: mitochondrial respiratory chain complex IV assembly. The record is from RefSeq and is a predicted model, not a curated record. Gene Ontology annotation, cellular component: mitochondrion. NCBI's taxonomy places the organism in Eukaryota, Fungi, Ascomycota, Dothideomycetes, Pleosporales, Didymellaceae. Bases 83 to 472 code for a protein of 129 amino acids.